AUGGCUCUGAAUAUGUAUUCUCUUCUAAAACUAGUCCUGAUUUGUUCUUUUUUGCCUACUAAUAGCCCCUCGAGUUUGAAUUAUCCUGCGGUGUUCAACUUUGGGGACUCAAAUUCAGACACUGGUGGAAUAGUUGCCGGAAAAGCUUUUCCACUUAUACCACCUAAUGGAGAAACCUACUUCCUUGAACCCUCUGGGAGAUUCUGCGAUGGUCGCUUAAUCAUUGAUUUUCUAAUGGAGGCAAUGGAGCUUCCAUACCUGAACCCAUAUUUGGAUUCCGUUGGCUCUCCCAGUUUCGCGACAGGGUGCAAUUUUGCAACCGGAGGGUCUACCAUACUUCCAGCCAAUGCAGUUUCAACAAGCCCUUUUUCCUUUAACCUUCAGCUAUCUCAAUUCUUCAGAUUCAAGAAUCGAGUCAUUGCAUUACUCUUGGAAGAUAAGGAACUUCAGAGAUAUCUCCCUCCAGAGGAUUCUUUCAAGCAGGGCCUUUACAUGUUUGAUAUUGGCCAGAAUGAUCUUGAUGCUGCAUUCUACUCUUCAACAUCAGAGGAACAAGUACUUGCUUCGAUUCCUAAAAUUCUGUCAGGACUCAAGUAUGGAAUUAAGAGAUUAUAUGAUGCAGGAGCAAGGAAUUUCUGGAUUCAUAACACCGGUCCCCUUGGAUGCUUGCCAAGAAUUAUUGCUACAUUUGGAAAAAACGCAUCGAAUCUAGAUGAGCUUGGUUGCAUAAUUUCACACAACCGAGCAGCAAAUGUUUUCAACUUGAAACUCUAUGAUAUCUGUCUUAAGUUCCUGGCACAAUUGCCUGAAGCCAAUUGCACUUUCGUUGACAUUUACUCAAUAAAGCUAAACCUUAUUUCAAACUAUUCUCUAUAUGGAUUCCAACAACCUUUAGCAGCAUGCUGUGGUUAUGGUGGGCCUCCAUUGAAUUUUGACACUAGGAUUACUUGUGGUGUAACUAAGAAUCUGAAUGGGAGCAUAGUGACAGCAAACUCAUGCAACAACACUGCUAAGAAUAUAAAUUGGGAUGGAAACCAUUAUACAGAAGCUGCAAAUAGAUUUGUUGCAGACUUAAUACUAUCAGGAAACUACUCUGAUUCACCUCACUUGGCGAAUGCACCGUUAAUUCUUACCUAAGCAAAGAUGGGGAAUGAAGCUAAUGUUGUUGUAUUCAGUUUUUACUUCAUUUGUACCACUUUAUGAGAGUUGAUAUAUAUUGCAAUGACAGAUAGAUGUUAAAAGCAUGGCCAAAUAUGUUGAAUAAAGACAAUUUGUGAAAUCUUUUGUUCUGGUGAAAACAGAAGGGUUCAUGAAAAGAGUUGUAAUUCGAAGUAGUGAAAUUUCAGCGUUUGCAGCUUUCAUCUUCUAUUUCCGUUAUCAUGUAUAAUGAAAAUU
This is a messenger RNA of Durio zibethinus, 1395 nucleotides long. Its product is annotated as GDSL esterase/lipase At1g54790-like. Gene Ontology annotation, molecular function: hydrolase activity, acting on ester bonds. The record is from RefSeq and is a predicted model, not a curated record. NCBI's taxonomy places the organism in Eukaryota, Viridiplantae, Streptophyta, Magnoliopsida, Malvales, Malvaceae.